This is a messenger RNA of Aspergillus eucalypticola CBS 122712, 2475 nucleotides long. It is a transcript of the gene fmaE, whose product is annotated as monooxygenase fmaE. The record is from RefSeq and is a predicted model, not a curated record. Gene Ontology annotation, molecular function: DNA-binding transcription factor activity, RNA polymerase II-specific; zinc ion binding. The transcript has 3 exons. Gene Ontology annotation, biological process: regulation of DNA-templated transcription. Bases 1 to 2475 code for a protein of 824 amino acids. NCBI's taxonomy places the organism in Eukaryota, Fungi, Ascomycota, Eurotiomycetes, Eurotiales, Aspergillaceae.
AUGGUUCGCGACAACCUUACCCUCUCCUCGUGGCUCCUCCUGGGUGGCCUCGUGCAAGGCUGUGCAUUUCUACUGCUGGGUCCCCUGUCCCUGCUUCCGACCGCGGCAAUCCUCCUCUACAGAACCAUCGACCAUCUGCUGAUGGCCUGCCACCUGACCCCCAACCGGUACCUGGCGGGAUCCAUCCCUAUCAAGCGCAGUGCUCAGUAUCCCCGGCCCGAUGGCACCUUUGGCAGUGAACCGGCGGGCGAGUCUAUCGUGGUCUUCCAUUUGGGUGCACGCUGCCACCAUCCUCUCGGGCUGCUCGCUCCAGGCAUGAAGGAAUUGGGCGACAGUGCCGAUAAGAUGCGACGGAACAUGCGCGCCAACCCUGUCAAGUACGGUCUAUUGGGCUCCUCGCACUGGCUGAAGAGCGACAGUGCAGCGGGUAAUGAGUCCAUGACCAUCUUCUACCUCCGCGACUACGCUGCUCUCCAUCAGUUCGCGCACGAUGAGAUCCACAUGGAAGGGGUGCGCUGGUGGGCCCGCAUCGCCAAGGACCAUCCGCAUCUGGCCAUUUACCAUGAAACCUACCUGGUGCCGCGCGGAAACUGGGAGAAUAUUUACAUUAAUGGGUGGUCGACUGGUCUGGCCGAUACCUGGUUUCCCGUGCAGAGUCAGGCUGACAAGGAAAAGAAUACCGGAGUGGUUGAGCAAUGGGUGCGACCGUUGGUUGAUGCGCGUGACGGUGCCUUACGGUCGGCCAGUAAGCGGCUGCAGUUGACACGCCUGGAGGGUCGUGAGAAGGAGCACGAUGAUAUCCUUCCCGUACAUAGGAGCAUGGACCAUCCUAACACGCUGCUACCGUUUCGUUCGGACUCUACGCGUCGUCGACCUGGCUGCAAGAGAUCGAGAACGGGAUGUCGCACUUGUCGAGCUCGCCGCGUGAAGUGUGACGAAACCCCACGCGCCUGCCACAGAUGUACCUCCACGGGUCGCGUAUGCGAUGGCUACGAGGUGCAGAGACUGCCUUUGGUGAAGAAUCCCGGGACUAAGAUCAGCGCUGACCUGGGAAGUGGCUUCCGAUGGACCAUCACCUCCGACGAACGCCGCUGUUUCUCCUACUUCCAGCAUCAUACAGCGCCCACCUUCCGCGAGAUGUUCGACUCCACUCUCUGGCAGCAUCUCGUGCUGCAGAUGGGUCAGUCGGAGCCAGAGGUGUAUCAUGCGACCGUGGCCCUCAGUGCGAUCCACAAAGACUCAGAGACCAGAGGAAUGCCCCUGGCUGCCAACUUCCCCGGGAGGAGCCAAGGCCCAUGGCUGCGCUUUGCGCAAGAGCAGCUGGGCCGUGCUUUUCAGAUUCUCAUCCGGCGCCGGGCCUCCCCUGAUCCCCGGUUGCGCAACGUCACCCUCCUCUGUUGUUUGCUCUUUGUCCUGUCCGAUCUGCUGCAGGGACAAUACGACGGUGCCUUUACCCAUCUCCAGAGUGGUCUGCACAUCCUCCGCGAGCUUCAAGCAGAGCGAGAAUUGGUGGCACCCACGCCCCGCCAAGAUCUGGUGGAACGGUGUCUGGUGGCUGCCUUUGCACAGCUCGACAUUAUUUCCGCUCACUAUGGAGUCGGGGGACCUCUGCUGUGCAUCGAUACCCUGCCGACCCAGUGGCAGUCGCGACCGACAUCAGCGGUCGGCUUCGCCAACCUGAAGGAAGCUCGUGCUGCCUUCAACCUCGUCACAAGCGCUGCGUACCGUUUUAUGAUCUCAGGUAUGGGAAUGUCAAAGGAAGAAAUCACGCGCAACUACACUAUUAUUCAAUCGAGCCAGCUGCGGGCCCGGUCCCUGGCCUCCCGGUUUUGGCAUUCCUUCGAGCCAUUCUACCGCAGCUCCUACUAUGCCCUGGAUCGCAAAGAGCAGCGAAGUGCCGAAUUGAUUCAUCUCCAAUACCUCGCUCUGAUGGUGUCGCUGGACACAACCCCCCUGGCCGGAAACGAAGCUGCCCUAGCUGCCUUCACGCCUGCCCUCGACAAGAUUGUUUCCUUUGCUGAGUCAAUCAUGGCCAGGUUUCCUGAGCGUCCCACCAUCAGUAUUGACGUGGGCGUUCUUCCACCAUUGUACGAUGGGGCCAUGAUUUGUCGGGAUUAUCGCGUUCGAUGGAGAGCCAUAAAGCUCCUUAGGGCGUGGCCGCAUCGAGAGGGCCCUUUUGAUUCCAAUUGGAUUCUCGCCCUGGCGGAAGAGGCACUGCGUCUGGAAUUGCUGGCCGAUCCCGCCGUCAGCCUAGAGGAACCUGCAGCGUCUAGUAUUGUCCACGACGAUGAGUUCGCGCCUUGCCGCAUGCUGCGGGACCUCAAUGAGCGACGGUCGCAGAUUAAGCAAGUAUUAGCCCAAACGGGAGGCGUGUUGGGCGAUGCAGCUUCUCCAGCAGACUGUUUAGGCGCUGUCAAAAGUGUGGCUGGGUGGUCAUGCAUGCGUGCGUUUAAGGCGAGGUUUCCGAAUUCCUAA